Messenger RNA from Colletotrichum destructivum, 1989 nucleotides. Its product is annotated as Putative glycoside hydrolase, family 76, six-hairpin glycosidase superfamily. The transcript is spliced from 3 exons. Lineage: Eukaryota; Fungi; Ascomycota; Sordariomycetes; Glomerellales; Glomerellaceae. The record is from RefSeq and is a predicted model, not a curated record. Gene Ontology annotation, biological process: fungal-type cell wall biogenesis; carbohydrate catabolic process. Bases 259 to 1677 code for a protein of 472 amino acids. Gene Ontology annotation, molecular function: mannan endo-1,6-alpha-mannosidase activity.
CUGUUCUCUUCGUAUUUAAAACCUCUCACUUUGCCUCAUUUUGUCUUUCGUAUCAGACGACGCAACGACGGCGGAACUCCGAUUGUCCCUCCACUCGCUUAUGAGUUAUGGGAGUCGUAUUUUAACAGCUCUAGUCGUUCAUUUCCCACCCACAGUCGCUACUCACUCUCACUUGUUUCAUAACUUGUUUAUUUUCUCUUCCUGUUUUUUUCCCCGGCCUAUUCUUGACUCACGGCAACAUCGCUUCGCAUCACCAACAUGUUCAUGUCUCUGACUCUGGCUCUGCCAGGAGCUCUUCUGCUUCUGGGCAGUUUGUCCGCCGCCGCCGCCGCCGAGCUCAAGCUUGACACACGCGACAACAUUGUGGACUCUGCACGAUCACUCGCUAAGGACGCCAUGACUUUCUACAAAGGUGAGGAACCCGGAGAGACCCCGGGCUUGCUUCCGGGACCCCCGCUCUCCGACGAGAGUGGCGACUACUGGUGGUACCAAGGAGCCAGCUUCUGGGCCACCUAUCUCGACUACUGGCACCUGACCGGGGACGACGCCUACACGGAAAGGAUCGCCAAGGGAAUGCUGUACCAGACGGGCCCGAACAACGACUAUCUGCCUCCCAACCAGACGGCAAACAUCGGCAACGAUGAUCAGUGUUUCUGGGGAACAGCCGCCUUGGUAGCCGCCGAGUACGGUUUCCCUACCGUGGACGGGAAAGCCACGUGGAUCGAUCUUGCAAAGGCCGUCUGGGCCACCCAGGCAUCGCCGGACCGUCACGACGAGACGUGCAACGGUGGUCUCCGCUGGCAGAUCCCCUACUCCAACGUAGGCUACGACGUCAAGAACACGGCUUCCAACGCGUGCUUCUUCAACAUGGGAGCUCGUCUCGGUCGUUUCACCGGAAACGCCAUCUACUCGGAGUGGGCCGACAAGACUUGGGACUGGCUUUCCGGAGCCGGCUUGAUCGACAGCAAAAACUGGGCCGUGUACGACGGGGUUCGCGCCGAUAACUGCACCCACAUGUUCACGGCCCAAGUGUCUUACAACGCCGCCAUGCUCGUCCAAGGCGCCGCGUUCAUGUACAACAACACCAACGGCUCGGACGUCUGGCGCGAGCGUACCGAAAAGCUCACCGAGACCCUCCUGGAGACCUUCUUCCCCAAUGGAACCGCCUACGAAGUCGUCUGCGAGGGCCAAAAGGGGACUUGCGCGGGAGACCUCCUCUGGUACAAGGGCUACGUGCACCGCUGGCUGUCAUCGGCCACGCAGCUAGCCCCCUUCCUCGCCGGCUCGGUCCUGCCCGUCCUCAAGACCUCCGCCGAGGCCGCGGUUAAGCAGUGCGUGGCCGGCUCGUCGGGCCUCGCGAACCGGUGCGGGUUCUACUGGACCGAUGGGACGUUCUCGGAUCCCCAGGCCACCGACAAGACCUCGGGCGCGGGCGAGGCGGUGAACGUGCUCGCCGCGGUGUCUAACCUGCUCAUCUCCGACGCCAGAGCGCCGAUCACCGAAGCUGAUGACAGAGUCGGCGGUAACGGGACCGGCCAGGACGGCUCACCCAGCGCUGCUUCGGGGACGGCCUCGCCGGCGGAACCAACGGUCCCCUCAGGGGCUGGGAGCAUCGGAGUUGAUAUGGGCGUGUCUUUGUUGAUUGGAUCUUUGAUGACUUUGACAUGGGCCUUCUAGACCUUUGGUCGAGUCGACGACGUGUCUGGCAAAACAUCUGCCAUGCCCAGCAACGAACGCGUGAGCAAUUUGCCUCCCCCAUCCAGCGCUUGCAAAAAGUUCAGGGGCACGAGCUGCAAAUAUGCAUCGAUAUAAUUGAUGUAGCCGAGAAUAAGCAAUGAUGCAUAAUGGUGGGAAAAAAGACCCCAACCGUUGUAUAUGCCCGCCUUUUGCGCCCAGUAAAUAGAACAUUUCCCCUGGCUUCGCCCAUUUGUCCAGCCACAUGCAUGCCCGAGAUCCCUAAAGACAGGUAUAAAAGAAGCAAAACCGUCA